Achroia grisella is the source of this 1304-nucleotide messenger RNA. RefSeq names its product collagen alpha-1(I) chain-like. The coding region runs from base 108 to 1304 and encodes 398 amino acids. The transcript has 7 exons. Lineage: Eukaryota; Metazoa; Arthropoda; Insecta; Lepidoptera; Pyralidae. The record is from RefSeq and is a predicted model, not a curated record.
CGGACCACUCCACCGACAACCCUGUGUAGAAUAAAUAAAUAUUGAGCACUUAUUUAUUGUUUAUUCUGUGAUAAAUGUUAAUAAGAGAGUUGUGUAUAAAUUGAGAAAUGCAUAUCGACGGCGCGUGGUGGCUGGUGCUAGCAUGCAUAUGCGCAUGCUCUGCUGAGAAAUGGCGGUUUCCAGAGGGUGCCGCGUCCGUCCGUAUUGAUACGAAGGUCCGAUUCGUCGAUGGUGAUGACCGACCAGACAACAGCGACAAAAUGAACACUAGCGAAAAUCAAGUGCAAGCUGAUGAAAUACCAUUCGAGCCGGCAUCGAACACGGUCGGUUUCUACAACCGCCCGGUCAAUGGGGACAUAUCCGGACGGUAUCCAGUGCGAGUGGAGCCUAACCGGGCGUCGGCGCCCUACAGCAUUGAAGGGCAGACCCAUUACUCCAUCACCAAGAACCCACAGCAAUACUACUCGGAUGGUACGCUGGACUCAAUGCAACACUGCAAGUGUGUCUCCACGCCUCACUGCCGCCCCUCCUCAGACUCACUCAAAGCGUGCGGCGUUGGAAAAUAUCUGUGCUGCUAUAAACGAUCCAAUAAAAACUAUCAACAGAAUUCAGAAUACUUCAACGAAGUAGAAGAUGAACGUCCAGUGCUGCUGCCCGGACAAAAUGAUUUGGCUGGACCAUUCCCUCCAUCACCAGGCACAUAUUUCAACGGAAUCUUCGGUGCUGAACAGGACCGCAAUCCCUCAGGAAUUGGGAACGACAGGCCGCGAGCACCGGCUGUACUCGUAGGUCCGGGCGGACCCACUGGCAACAUUGGUCCUCCCAGACUCCCUGUAGGCAACGCUAACUCGCAGAAUCCCCAAAUUCCACCUGUCCUGGUCGGCCCUGAUGGUCCAAGUGGCAUAAUAGGGCCCGGGCCAAUACCGAAUCGAAAUCCUGACGAAAAUCGUGAUGUAGGUAAUAGUGAGUCAGCCCAGCGAGGUAUCCUAGUUGGGCCUGGUGGUCCUACAGGGAUAAUAGGACCGGCUGGCUUCAAUAGACGUCCAGGUGGUUUUAUGAAUAACUACUUCUAUGGCGGCGGUCGAGGGAGUGGACCUGGAGUCCUCGUCGGGCCUGGCGGUCCUACAGGCAUCAUUGGUCCCGGCAGAGGGAUUCUCGUGGGUCCUGGAGGCCCCACCGGUCAAAUAGGACCGAGACGGCCAUUCUACUACGGAUGUCCACGACGAUAUAGUAAGUCGACAUCCACUACCGCAUCUAGUUCAGACAGUGAUAGAAAUAGAAAGAAUAAGAAGCAUAUGUUGUAA